Molecule: messenger RNA, 498 nt
Organism: Vitis riparia (riverbank grape)
Lineage: Eukaryota; Viridiplantae; Streptophyta; Magnoliopsida; Vitales; Vitaceae
Exons: 1
Coding region: 1-498 (165 amino acids)
Source: RefSeq, a predicted model, not a curated record
AUGGCUCAAAUGAAGUUGCAUAAAGAAAGAAUGACAAGAAAGGCUAAAGCAAAAGCUUGCUUGUUUGCUGCAAUUUCACCAUCAAUUUUCAUCAAAAUCGUGAAAAUUGAUUCAACUGCAGAAAUUUGGGAGUAUCUCAAGAAGGAAUACAAAGGAGAUGAAAGAAUCAAGAACAUGCAGGUGAUGAACUUGAUUCGAGAAUUUGAAAUGAAGAAAAUGAGGGAGUCUGAUGCUAUUAAAGACUAUGCUGCACAACUUCUUUCAAUAGUAGACAAAGUUAGGCUGCUUGGAAAAGAAUUUUCCAAUGAAAAGAUUGUUCAAAAGAUAUUGGUUACACUUCCUGAGAAAUAUGAAGCUACAAUUUCCUCUUUGGAGAAUUCAAAGGAUCUAUCAACUAUUAGCUUGACAGAAUUAUUAAAUUCCUUGGAGGCUGUUGAACAAAGAAGACUCAUGAGACAAGGAGAUAUUGUAGAAGGAGCAUUUCAAGCAAGAAUGUAG